GAUCGUCCCACCCUGCCAAGACUGCAGUGGCUUGCUAUCGCUAAUGGUCUUCCCCCCUUCUUGAGCUGGGCCUUUUGCAUUACAUACCGACGCCCUGUCUUCUCGCGCAAUUGUUUCUUACUCCGACACUCGCUUUCCACGUUCCUCCCGCCGUCCGCGCCCGGUCUUGAGCGCAUCGAUUCGAACCCGAUCCGACACUCGCCCACAUGAACUGAGCCGGUCUCGCCGUCGCGGCGCAUUCUGACAAUAGGCGGAUAAUACGUACGCGAGUGACUCGUCAUGUUCAAAGGCUUUGACGUUCGUGUCUGGCCUUCGCGCCUCGUCGUUCGCUACUUUGUCGUCUUCGUCGUACUCGCCUUCCUCUUCACCAACUACUACCUCUGGUCCGACUGGCAGACAUGGGACGUCGAUAGCUAUCAACCGCUCUCGGGCCCCGGGGUGGCACAGCACCCAAUCAAGAAGCUCAUGAAGGAUGCUCGCGCCCGUCAUGACGAGCAGUUGUCCCGCAGGAGUCUUGAUGUGGCGACUGCAGCGGCCAGGUAUCGAGAGGCUCGUGGGAGGCACCCCCCUCCCGGGUUCGACCUCUGGUUUCAAGCUGCGCUGGACACGGAUGCGGUGAUUGUCGAAGACUUCUUCGAUCGUAUAUACAAGGACUUGACGCCGUUCUGGGGCAUGGACACAAAGAUGGUCCGCGACAGGGCACACUCAUGGCCAUGGGUUGUGAGGGUUCGGAACGGCACGGCCCACGGUGACGGUAACGUCGAGGGUCGUGUGCCAUGGUUGCAGCUCUGGACGGGGUUAGUGGGAGAAUUUGCCGAAGGGAUGCCCGAUGUCGACAUGCCCAUCAACUACAUGGACGAGCCCCGGCUUCUCGUCCCUCACAACCAGAUCGCCAAGCUGGUGGCGAAGGAGGCCAAAGAGCGCAAGAUGCCCGAACCCAAGGACGUGACGAAAGAGUACCAAGGCCUGGCUGCAGUGGAUGAAGCCAAGCCAAAACUAUACGAUCCUCGAUGGUACGGCUUCGCAGACUCGGACUAUUGGUCUCUUGCCGCGAAGACGUGCGGCCCGAACACACCAGCCUACGGCGUGAAAGCAGAAAAGGACUUCUCGAAGCCCGCCGAGUUUCCUAGUCACUACAAGCCCAGCUACGUCGAAGAAGGCUACAUUUACAAUUGGACCUCUGCCAUGGACCCUUGCCAGCAGCCUCACCUACGUCAGCUUCACGGUAGCUUCGUCGAGCCCGUCAGCAUGUCCUCGACAGACGAACUCAUCCCGCUCUUUGGUGGGUCAAAGCUGCCAAUGAACAACGAAAUUCUCAUCCCUGGUGCCAUGUACCUGACAGACGACGAGUUCUACUCUGGCGGCGAGUCUCACGGCCCGCAGUGGCACUGGAAGAAGACAGCGGCUAUCUGGCGCGGAGAUGCCUCGGGUGGUCGCGCAAAGGCACACACCUGGCACCACUUUCAUCGACACCGUCUAGUUGACAUGCUCAAUGCGACGACCGUGUCCACAGCCGAGGCUUCGGGCAAGCGCCCGGUGACGUUUGAGCCCCCUGACACAAGCAUAUACUCUUCCUCCCGUGCAGAGAGCAAAGAGCUUGGGAAAUGGCUGGAAACUUUCGCUGAUGUCGGAUUCACCUACUUAUGCCCUCCCGAGCAGUGCGAUUAUCUCACAGACUACUAUCACGUAGUCGAACGGAUACCGAUGAAGACGCAGUAUACGUACAAGUUCCUGCCCGACGCUGAUGGUAACUCGUUCAGCGCGCGAUUCAGAGGAUUCAUGCGAUCGACGAGCGUUCCGCUCAAGGCCACCAUUUACGCAGAGUGGCACGACGACCGGCUCACACCCUGGGUCCAUUUCAUCCCGCUAGACAACACCUAUCGCGACCUCUACCCGGUGCUCGAGUUCUUCGGCGAUGGCCCUGGCGGUCAGGGCGAUGCUGCCGCCCGUUUCAUCGCCGAGAAGGGCCGCAUCUGGGCGGAGCAGGUGCUGCGACGCGAGGACAUGAAAUUGUACGUCUGGCGCUUGCUGCUCGAGUGGGCGCGCGUGUGCGACGACGAGAGGCACGCACUUGGCUAUGUGGACGAUUUGUUGCUGUGACGAGCUCUCCUUCUGCUUCGAUCACAUGAGCCGGCGUUUCGGGAGCAUUACUUCUUCACUUCUUCGAUGCAUAUUAGAUUGUAUUGUAGUCUACUACCUCAUUGCGCAGGCCACCGUUGGACAUGGGAUUGGGGAAACAAACACGUACACAGUAUGUUACGACGUGCACGGCAGCUGGUAGACCAGUAUGGAACUCCAUAAAUGUACUGGAUAUGUAUUUCUCUUCA
Molecule: messenger RNA, 2327 nt
Organism: Emericellopsis atlantica
Lineage: Eukaryota; Fungi; Ascomycota; Sordariomycetes; Hypocreales; Bionectriaceae
Product: putative endoplasmic reticulum-resident kdel protein
Exons: 2
Coding region: 280-2100 (606 amino acids)
Source: RefSeq, a predicted model, not a curated record